CUAAGGAAGUCAGAGAAGAUGAUAUGGACGAAAGAGAAGGUAAGGAAGACAGAAAAGAGGAUAUGGACGAAAGAGAAGGUAAGGAAGACAGAGAAGAGGAUAUGGACGAAAGAGAAGGUAAGGAAGACAGAGAAGAGGAUAUGGACGAAAGAGAAG
Messenger RNA from Candidula unifasciata, 156 nucleotides. The record is from the annotation of a GenBank genome assembly. Lineage: Eukaryota; Metazoa; Mollusca; Gastropoda; Stylommatophora; Geomitridae.